Macadamia integrifolia is the source of this 999-nucleotide messenger RNA. RefSeq lists its product as uncharacterized. The transcript has a single exon. The record is from RefSeq and is a predicted model, not a curated record. Lineage: Eukaryota; Viridiplantae; Streptophyta; Magnoliopsida; Proteales; Proteaceae. Bases 1 to 999 code for a protein of 332 amino acids.
AUGGAUAGAGAACCAGAGGAGCUUCAAUUCCUGGGUUUGUUAGGAAUCUACAAGGAGUCGUCAAAGGUGAUCUUCACAUGGCGAAAAGUUUUCACAAAGAUCACCCUUUCACUAAUCCUCCCUCUUACCUUCAUCUUCUUAGCUCAAAUUCAAAUCUCUGAACUCAUUUUCUCCAAAAUCAUCAAAAACGAAGUCGCCUUAGAUGGCACUCGUUCUGGUACGCCUUCUUACGAUCGCCUUACCAAUCGAAUCUCAUCGGAAUGGACUACUUUCUGGCUCUUCAAAGCAGCCUACUUUAUCUUCUUCCUCAUCUUCUCCCUUCUUUCCACCUCCGCCGUCGUUUACUCUGUCGCUUCCAUUUACACAGCCAAAGAAUUAACCUUCAAGAAGGUCAUGACCGUUGUCCCAAAGGUUUGGAAGCGUCUCAUGAUCACCUUCCUAUGGAACUUCAUCAUAGUCUUCUUCUACAAUAUCGUGGCGGCGUUCUUCUUCAUUUUAGCUCUUAUCGCCAUCGGUCCCGGAGACGUGAGGCCGGUGGUUCUCUAUGUUCUUCUUGUUCUCUACUUCAGUGGGCUUGUUUAUAUUAGUGUUGUGUGGCACUUGGCUUCAGUUAUAUCUGUUUUAGAAGAUUUUAAAGGAAUCCAAGCCAUGAUCAAGAGUAAGGCCUUGAUAAAGGGGAAUAAGUGGCUUGGUUGUGCAAUUUUUGUGAAGCUAAAUCUUGCUUUUAUAUUCAUACAGUUUGGGUUUGAGAAGUUGGUGGUUCAUGGGGAGGAAUUGGGGAUGGGGAGUAGGGUUUUGUAUGGGAUGGUUUAUUUCUUUUUGCUCUUGAUUUUGUUUUUGUUUGGGCUGGUUGUUCAGUCUGUGUUUUAUUUUGUCUGCAAAUCUUAUCACCAUGAGAGCAUCGAUAAGUCUUGCUUGGCAGAUCAUCUUGAGGUUUAUCUUGGAGAUUAUGAACCUCUUACUGGCAAGGAUAUUCAAUUGGAGCAAUAUCAUGUAUGA